AAUCAAAACCCUUAAUUACUUUGAAUACUUUCCUCACAGAUUGUGUGAAGUGCAGUAAGACAUAUAGUGGAUUAUGCCCAAAACAUCCAAUGACACUAAUACUGGACACUCCUGUUCCUCGUGAUGGAAGUGUAAAUGAUCGUGCCAGCCUUACCAUUCCAUGGCCUCUAAUCCUUAUUGACUCUAAAGUGAAUGGUGCUGGAAAGGGAGUGUCAACCACUGCCACCUUACCCCAGGGACUAGUUUUUGGACCCUGUGAGGGUAAGAUUAUGAAAAAAUCUGACAGAAUAUCAGGAUACGGAUGGGAGAUCUUCGGGAGAUAUAACAUAGAAAUUGAUGCUGAGGAUACUUCUGUAAGCAACUGGCUUCGCUACAUCAACUGUGCUAGAAAUUAUACAGAAAUAAAUCUUAUUGCAAUGCAGAUUCAGAAUGAAAUAUUCUGUGUCACCAAUGGUAUAAUAGAAAGAGGUACAGAGUUGAUGGUGUGGUAUGGAGCAGCAUAUGGAAAUUGGCUAGGAAUAUCACCAGGGGAAUUUUUCAAACCACAGCUGAAAGAACGGGACCUUCAGCGAUGGUGCAGUGAAUGCAAGAUAUUAUUCAGCACUCGGAAGUAUUUCCUUCAACACGAACACAGAUGCCAGCAGAUCACCAAACAAAAUGCUGAGAAGCAUGACAAAAAAUCCACUAAAGAAAUGUCUAGCAAACAAAGUAACUUGAAAAGAAAACAUGAUACUGGACUCAGCAGAACAUUACGAAAGGAUGAAGUGAACGGCAGUAAGAAUCAUUUUAUGAAAUCCAAGACGUUUGUUCAAAAUGAUGAUUUUGCAGAGCACUGCAAUGUCAAAUUCAGUCUUAGUGUGCCUGGAUCAGCCUGUCUUAGGAAUAUCUCUGAGCAUAUCUCUAAUGUCUGUCAUAAAAAGUAUUGUUAUGAUCAUAUCAGUUCUCUCAAAUCACUUGAAGAGGGUAACAGUGUUACUAGGUCCCAUGACUCUGGUACUCAUGAUGACAAGAUCACUGAGCACAGUAUUAGUUCUCACAGAUCCUUUGAAGACGAGACUGUUUCUAAUCACUAUGAGAGUGCCAUCGUGCUUCCUGAUCACUCUAAGUGUCCAGGCAGGUCUGAGCAGUGUGACAAUACCAGCAGGUGUGAUAACUGUACCAAUACAGGCAGGUCUGAUCACUGUACCAGUCCAGGCAGGUCUGAUCACUGUACCAGUCCAGGCAGGUCUGAUCACUGUACCAAUCCAGGCAGGUCUGAUCACUAUACCAGUCCAGGCAAGUCUGAUCACUGUACCAGUCCAGGCAGGUCUGAUCACUGUACCAGUCCAGCCAAGUCCAAUCACUGUACCAGUCCAGGCAGGUCUGAUCACCGUAUCAGUCCAGGCAGGUCUGAUUACUGUACCAGUCCAGGCAAGUCUGAUUACUGUACCAAUUCAGGCAGGUCUGAUCACUGUACCAGACCAGGCAGGUCUAAUCACUGUACCAGUUCGAACAGGCCUGAUUACAUUGAUAGUCCCAGUAGGUUUGAUUACUCUAACAAUCCCAGCAUGCCACAUGAUCACUGUAACAAUCCUAGUAGGCCUCCUAAUCACUGUAACAAUCCUAGUAGGCCUCCUGAUCACUGUAACAAUCCCAGCAUGACUCCUGAUCACUGUAACAAUCCUAGUAGGCCUCCUGAUCACUGUAACAAUCCCAGCAUGCCUCCUGUUCACUGUAACAAUCCCAGCAUGACUCCUGAUCACUGUAACAAUCCCAGCAUGACUCCUGAUCACUGUAACAAUCCCAGCAUGCCACAUGAUCACUGUAACAAUCCCAGCAUGCCUCCUGAUCACUGUAACAAUCCCAGCAUGACUCCUGAUCACUGUAACAAUCCCAGCAUGCUCAUUAUCAUUGUAAUCAAUCCAGAUGCUCCUGAUCACUGUAACAAUCCACAUGACUCCUGA
Cherax quadricarinatus is the source of this 1943-nucleotide messenger RNA. The record is from RefSeq and is a predicted model, not a curated record. NCBI's taxonomy places the organism in Eukaryota, Metazoa, Arthropoda, Malacostraca, Decapoda, Parastacidae.